Molecule: messenger RNA, 2069 nt
Organism: Sinocyclocheilus rhinocerous
Lineage: Eukaryota; Metazoa; Chordata; Actinopteri; Cypriniformes; Cyprinidae
Product: phosphatidylinositol 4-phosphate 5-kinase type-1 beta-like
Exons: 11
Coding region: 1-1305 (434 amino acids)
Biological process (GO): phosphatidylinositol phosphate biosynthetic process
Cellular component (GO): plasma membrane
Molecular function (GO): 1-phosphatidylinositol-4-phosphate 5-kinase activity
Source: RefSeq, a predicted model, not a curated record
AUGAAUUCGACGGCAGACGAGACCAGAGGUGGAAGACCUCAAAAAACCGGGGGCAAAGACCACAAAAAGUACUCCAUUUGUAAAGAACCUCUGAUAGAGCUGUCAAACCCUGGAGCGAGUAGUUCAUGGUUUUACUUAACCAGUGACGAUGAGUUCAUCAUAAAGACUGUGCAGCACAAAGAAGCUGAAUUUCUGCAGAAGCUGCUUCCAGGUUACUACAUGAAUCUGAAUCAGAACCCGAGGACCCUCUUACCGAAGUUUUACGGGCUGUACUGUAUUCAAUGUGGCGGCGUUAAUAUCCGAUUGGUGGUGAUGAACAAUAUCCUGCCUCGCUCUUUGAAAAUGCACUACAAGUAUGACUUAAAGGGCUCCACUUACAAACGCAGAGCGUCACGGAAGGAGCGCACCAAACCCUCCCCGACCUUUAAAGACCUGGACUUCCAGGAGAUGCACGAAGGUCUUUACUUUGAUGCAGACACGCACAACGCCUUGGUGAAGACUCUUCAGAGAGAUUGUCGGGUGCUGGAAAGCUUUAAAAUCAUGGACUACAGUUUGCUGCUGGGCAUCCAUGUUCUGGACAGGAAGCUGAGGGGGAGAGGCGGGAUAGGGGACAGUAAGCGUCAGGGUGGGCAGAAGGUCCUGUACUCCACAGCCCGCGAGUCCAUUCAAGGAGACGGCAAAGCAGCCGAGACUCUUCCUGAUGCCGAUGACGACACAUUGGGUGGCAUUCCUGCUAAACACAAAGACGAGAAGUUGCUGAUCUUUCUGGGGAUCAUUGAUAUCCUGCAGUCCUAUAGAUUUAUAAAGAAGGUUGAGCACUCGUGGAAAGCUCUUGUGCAUGAUGGCGACACAGUAUCUGUCCAUAGACCUAAUUUCUACGCUGACAGAUUCCUGAAGUUCAUGGGCACCACAGUAUUUAAAAAGAUUCACCCUCUCCGUGGUGCGUCCUCGAGAAAGAAGAAAAACUCUAUCCAGCCGUAUAGGUCGGCCUCACAGGAAGUUCUGUCGACUGUAAAAGAAGAGAGUCAAGAAGAGAGGAGGGCGCAAAGCCUGGAAAACCUCGAUGAUACAGAAACACACUCCUCUCAGAAACCUGAUGUUAUUCCAAGCUCCACCAGACUCAACGCGGCGAUUUCAGCCGCCACUAUGUCUUCUAAUUCCUCUCUAGAUGAUGUGAAGACUGAACCAGAAACCAGAGAUGAUCGUAGGACGUCCAGCUCGACUCUUGCAUUGGAGGAUAGCACUCUUCUUGCUUCAGACUCACAGGCGAGCACACCUGAGUCCGGUCUGGACGUCUACUUGUGAAGUGUGAGGCCUUCUGAAGUGGACCGGACCAUCCAAACAUGUACUAGAUGUAGAAACAGUGGACAUGCUGUCUCACCCGCCACAAUUUUGCACAACGGAUAUCUCUAGCUGCUAAUACACAUGGACUGAGAAAGGCCUUAUGUUUGAAACAAUGGCAGAGCGAUUGCCACACUAUAGUACUGCAGUGCCUUACACUGUCUGUGCACUUUGUACCUACUUGCAAGCACAAGUUUGUUGUAUAAUAAUAGUUACACUCCCAUUAGACCAGUGUGCUGUAACGGUCUCAUAAACACGCUGGUUGGUAUGCAUGUUAAAGGCAUGAUACCUGAUUAAAGCAUGUGUCAUACAAACAAAGAAAUAAGUUUAUUAUAUAAUAACACUGGUAUAAUUAUAUUGUGAGCACUCCUGACUUGUAUUGUGUGAGUAAUGAUUUCAUGUAAUCAUUACAGUACAGUGACUAGUACCAAAAGUUAGUAACAUUGUCAAUAGUGAGCAUGGAUUGAUUAUUAUGUCUGCUCAUGUGAUUUUGAUGCACAAUCAGCAUAAUAUAAUGACAUGGGGGUAUUAUAAUGGUAAAUGUUACUUUUUUGUCUAAAGAUUUACAUGGGUUUAGACGUUAAAUACCAUAAAUCUUUAAAAACGUUUUAUAAAAUGUAUUUAAAUUUAAAUGUAUUUUGAUUAGAGUAAUAUAUGAAUUAAAUGCGCUUUUAUGUAGAAUGUUUUUAGCUGCUAUUAUGCUAUUAAAUGCUGCAUCUUCAGAAGAA